Sphenostylis stenocarpa is the source of this 288-nucleotide messenger RNA. The record is from the annotation of a GenBank genome assembly. Lineage: Eukaryota; Viridiplantae; Streptophyta; Magnoliopsida; Fabales; Fabaceae.
AUGGACGCCAUUGAUUCCGUGUUCGAUCCACUCAGAGAAUUCGCCAAGGACAGCGUCAGGCUGGUCAAGCGAUGCCACAAACCCGAUCGCAAAGAAUUCUCUAAAGUUGCUGUGCGUACCGCGAUUGGUUUCGUUGUGAUGGGAUUCGUAGGCUUUUUCGUCAAGCUCAUCUUCAUUCCAAUCAACAACAUCAUCGUCGGAUCUGGUGGUGGGGGGCGUAAUGAGGUGAUCCAUGGUUGGAAAGUGAAGAAGUUGGCAGAGCCAGAGAACGUUGCAAAGAGGACAUAA